UUACAUCCGGUGUUUGCAAGUUUUUAUUUUGUUUUAGCUUAUCUUAAGCCUUUCAUCGCAUCUAUGAGUUACGUUCGGGCUCGUGCAAACCUUUGUAGUGUUUUCAUGGCUUAUAAUUGAAAAUUUAUAUAGAGUUGUUUUCUAUGUAAACUGAUCAAGUUCGCAAGCCGAUACAUGCGUAUUUAACACUAAUUUUCCUGCUACGUUCUGAAAACGUUUCGGCCAUUAGCAAUAUUUGCUUGAUGUCAUUGAACGACUACAUGUUUGAGCGUAGUGUGGCACCCUUCGUCAUAAAUAGAUAUAUAUGAUGAUCGACAACUCUUUUGAAAGGUAUGAGGAUAUACCGUCAAAAUUCAAUAUAUGAUACCAAAGAAGUAGAUAAAGGAAGUGGAAACAAGAGGAUCCACAUCAUACUUAUCAUGGAGUCAUUUAGCAUUCAAGAAUGUUUUUAUGGCUGAUAAUGUAAAAUUUUAAAUAAUCAUUUGAAUUCAAUUGUGGGCUUCAGCCACUGACAGCCUUUCUACAAAAUGGCUGGCAUCACGCAAGUGUGUAAUGAUACAUCAGAGAAAAUAGAGCUGUUUCCUCCUCAGGGUUUGUACCUAAAGCCACUUGCUAAAAUAAAUGUGUGUGUUCAACUGCCUCAGCUGAAACAGCCAGGCAAAUCCAUCUCCAACUGGGAGGUUAUGGAGCGUGUCAAACACAUGGCAAGGCCGCACUCUUUUUUGACAUUGAAAAUAAUCAAAAGUACACUAGAGUUUAUCCGACUGGAAGGUGAAACAGAAACUAAAGCUUUAAUUAAAACUCUAAUACAGAGACUUGAUGCAAAGACUAUCAAAUUGAGUGGUUUUCCUGAUAUUUUGAAGGUCAAGGCAGCCGAGGCUAAGGUCAGUUUUCCAUUACGUCAUGACUGGGACUCAUACUUUAGAGAUGCAAAAAACAUGAAUGAGAUGAAAUCUGGUGAGAGGCCAGACACUAUUCACUUCAGAGAUCUGCCUACUCGAUGGUUUGCUUCUGCUAGAAGUAGAGAAAGCGACAAGCCAAAUGAACAAUAUUUAAAGCGUACCUGGGAAGGAUAUGGUGAGGUUCGAUGUGUCGACAUCCCAAUGCUUGACCCAUAUAGGAAGGAAAUGACCACCUCCACAAAAUCUGGUGCCAUUCAGACAUUUACAUAUGGACAAGAUUUGACAUUCGAGGCAUUUGUACAGUUCAAGGAAUACAUUGGUUUUGUGAAAGCUAUGGACAGUCUCCGUGGGAUGAAGUUAUUAUAUAUUGGGGAAGAUGAAAAGGCCUAUACAGCCAAUAUCAAGGUUGACUUUGACAAAACAAAGCAUCUGUCUGACAAAUCCAUAAAGAAGCGACGCAUAGAAAGAUGGAAACUGGAACAGCUGGAAAAGGAAAGGGAAGAUAAAGUACGAAAUGAACGAGAGGAAGAAGAGAGGAAACAGGAGGAAGAAAGGAGAAAAAAAAGGGAAGAAGAGGAGGAUAAGGAAAGGAAACGUAUUGAAAAAGUACAAAAAAAGGAAGACAGAAGGAAAAGUAGAGAAGAAAAACGUAAACACAAAGCCUUACAGAAAAGGAAAAAAGAGGAAGAAAAGAAAUUACAACAAAAGAUUGCUUUAGAGGAGAGAAAGUUCCUUAUAGCUCAAAGAAAACUUGAGUCGAUACGACUUAUGUCUGAGCUGUUUAAUGCUGUCAAGAAAAUCAAGGUGAAAGAAGAUCUCGAGAAGCAUGAGAGAGAAGCAGAAGAAAUGAGAAAGAAAGAAUUAGAAAUGGAACAGAUACAGAAGGAACAGGAUUUGAAGAGAAAGUUAGAAGCUAGAAAGAGAAAGAAAGAUCGUUUGGAAAGACAAGAACAUGAGCUCAGAAGCAAAAUUCUAAAAAACUGGAAAGUUAAAGAAGAAAGGGAGGAGGAAAUACAAAGAGAGUCUUUGCGCAAAAAAAUUGCUGGUCAAGGAAAAAUGAAAAGUGCUGUGGUAGUGAAAAAGUAACACAAGGGUGUGCUGUCUGAGGAGCAUGGGUCUAGAUUACUACAUGACUGUAAGGUAGCUAUAGAGGACUGACUGUGAGGUAGAGGGCUGACUGUGAGGUAGAGGGCUGACUGUAAGGUAGCUAUAGAGGACUGACUGUCAGGUAGAGAGCUGACUGUCAGGUAGAGGGCUGACUGUGAGGUAGAGGGCUGACUGUCAGGUAGAGGGCUGACUGUCACGUAGAGGGCUGACUGAGAGGUAGAGGGCUAACUGUGAGGUAGAAAGCUGACUGUGAGGUAGAAGGCUGACUGUGAGGUAGAGAGCUGACUGUCAGGUAGAGGGCUGACUGUCAUGUAGAGGGCUGACUGAGAGGUAGAGGGCUGACUGUGAGGUAGAAAGCUGACUGUGAGGUAGAAAGCUGACUGUGAGGUAGAGAGCUGACUGUCAGGUAGAGAGCUGACUGUGAGGUAGAAAGCUGACUGUGAGGUAGAGAGCUGACUGUGAGGUAGAGAGCUGACUGUCGGGUAGAAAGCUGACUGUUGGGUAGAAAGCUGACUGUCAGGUAGAGGACUGGUUGUCAGGUAGAGGACUGACUGUCAGGUAGAAGGCUGACUGUCAGGUAGAGAGCUGACUGUCAGGUAGAAGGCUGACUGUCAGGUAGAGAGCUGUUUUUGUUGCCGCUGUAAAUCGAGGAGAAUUAAUAAUAAUGUUUUGUACAGUUGAUUGUACAUCCUACUAUUAUUUAGUGUCCGUCUUUGAUCCAAAAGAUUUCGGUUUGUCUCUGUAAAUGAUGAACAUGUCGGGGUCAAUUUUCCUGUCCAGAUUGAUAUAUGUACAAAGCAAUGAGCAGAUGUCAUUUCCUUAUAAGUUUACAAAUGUACGGACAGAGAUCAUUUGUCAUGUCCAGAUCCAUACAUGUGAUGAUUUCAGAACACAGAGUCGGGAGAGUUCUCUCCCCCAGAGUGAUGACUUCAGGACACAGAGUCGGGAGAGUUCUCUCCCACAGAUAGGGGAUGACUUCAGGACACAGAGACGCGAGAGUUC
Molecule: messenger RNA, 3011 nt
Organism: Mizuhopecten yessoensis (Yesso scallop)
Lineage: Eukaryota; Metazoa; Mollusca; Bivalvia; Pectinida; Pectinidae
Product: A-kinase anchor protein 17A-like
Exons: 5
Coding region: 528-1988 (486 amino acids)
Source: RefSeq, a predicted model, not a curated record